AUGUUUGUCGUUGCUCUUACUCUAUCAACGACCAUUAUUAUCGGUGUAUUUUCAUUUCUUGUACUCCGACAAUAUAAUCGAGUAAAAAAACGUGAUGCUGCUCGUCGUCGAAUACAAACUUAUUCACCUACAAAACCUUCGUCACUAUUAACUUCUUCAUACGAUCCAUUAGAUCAUUCAUCGUAUUGGUAUCCUGUUGCAUUUUCACAUGAAAUAUCAUGUGGUUCAGGUCGACCAUUUGGUUUUCUUUUACUUAAUGAACCUUUAUGUUUAUACCGAACAAAUGACGGUCAAGUUGUAUGUGUAUUAGAUGUUUGUCCACAUCGAUCAGCUCCACUUAGUUUAGGUCAAAUAACAAAAGAAGGUAAUCUUGAAUGUAUGUAUCAUGGAUGGCAAUAUGGUGCUAAUGGUCAAUGUGUUUAUAUUCCAUCAGUAUCAAAAAAAUCGAAUACAGCUUCAUUAAUUUGUGCUCGAACAUUACCAGUUCAUGAACAAUAUGGAUUUAUUUGGAUAUGGCCAGGAAAAAGAGAAUUAGCUAAUAGGGAUUUAAUUCCACAUCGACUUUUUACUGAUGUUCAAAAUGUAAAUGGUGAAUAUUUAUUAUCUCCAGAAGAUUCAUGUUAUCUUGAUAUUCCCUAUGAUUUAAUGGUUGAUAAUUUACUUGAUAUGGCUCAUGUGGAUUUUACACAUGAUGGAAGCAUCGGUAAACGAUCACAAGCAUCAUGUAUUCGAUCUGAACGCAUUACACCUUCACCGUAUUUCUCAACAAAUAGUGAAUCAGCUUCAUUCAAAGUAAAACGACAUGAACAAUCUCGAUCACUUUCAUGGAAUGACUUCAGUUACUUUCAUUUUAUUCCACCAUGUUUUGUUCGUUUGGAUCAUCAUGACAGUAAGAAGGGACGAGUAUUUGUUCAAAUAUUUUAUAUAAUACCAAGUGCUGAAAAUAAAAUGCGUCUCUUAUUACAGUUCUAUCGUAAUUUUGCUUGUUAUAAAUGGAUUGAAUAUAUACCUGGUUUUGAUUAUGUGGCCGAAAAAAUGAACAAGAGAAUUAUCGAUCAAGAUUUACUUUUACUUAAUGGAAUUCAUCGUAAUAUUACUCAAAUGGGUGCUAAACCAUUAGGUAAAAUUGUAUCAGCUGAUGGACCAAUUAAAGCAUUUCGUCAAUAUCAAUCAAAAGCUUUAGCAAAAUUCGAAACAAUCUAUGUAAAACAAGGAGCAUGGAAGACAACAACGAAAUCAUCCGAUGAUGAAAUACAAGAAGUUGAUAUUGAAGAUUUAACAAUGAAAUAA
Rotaria sp. Silwood1 is the source of this 1290-nucleotide messenger RNA. The record is from the annotation of a GenBank genome assembly. NCBI's taxonomy places the organism in Eukaryota, Metazoa, Rotifera, Eurotatoria, Philodinida, Philodinidae.